Molecule: messenger RNA, 3104 nt
Organism: Jaculus jaculus (lesser Egyptian jerboa)
Lineage: Eukaryota; Metazoa; Chordata; Mammalia; Rodentia; Dipodidae
Gene: Pacsin2
Product: protein kinase C and casein kinase substrate in neurons 2
Exons: 12
Coding region: 94-1560 (488 amino acids)
Biological process (GO): caveola assembly; regulation of endocytosis; plasma membrane tubulation
Cellular component (GO): plasma membrane; endosome; cytoplasm
Molecular function (GO): phospholipid binding; protein binding
Source: RefSeq, a predicted model, not a curated record
GAGGAGAGCGGCGGCCGAGGUCUGACUUCUGGUUGUGGCAUCUGACGUGGAUCCCUGAGCCUGUUUGCUGCUGUCCCUUCACCCUCUGCAGAAAUGUCUGUCACUUACGAUGACACCGUGGGAGUAGAAGUGUCCAGCGACAGCUUCUGGGAGGUUGGGAACUAUAAGAGAACUGUGAAGCGGAUUGACGAUGGCCACCGUCUGUGCAGUGACCUUAUGAACUGCUUGCAUGAGCGGGCACGCAUCGAGAAGGCUUAUGCACAGCAGCUCACCGAGUGGGCUCGGCGCUGGAGGCAACUUGUGGACAAGGGGCCGCAGUAUGGGACCGUGGAGAAGGCCUGGUUGGCCUUCAUGUCUGAGGCGGAGCAGGUGAGCGAGCUGCACCUGGAAGUGAAGGCCUCCCUGAUGAAUGAGGACUUUGAGAAGAUCAAGAACUGGCAGAAGGAAGCCUUUCACAAGCAGAUGAUGGGAGGCUUCAAGGAAACCAAAGAAGCAGAGGAUGGCUUCCGGAAAGCCCAGAAGCCCUGGGCUAAGAAGCUUAAAGAGGUGGAAGCAGCGAAGAAAGCCCACCACACAGCGUGCAAAGAAGAGAAGUCAGCCAUCUCCCGGGAAGCCAGCAGCAAAGCAGAUCCGUCCCUCAACCCCGAGCAGCUGAAGAAAUUGCAAGACAAGAUAGAAAAAUGCAAGCAGGAUGUUCUGAAGACCAAAGAGAAGUAUGAGAAGGCUCUGAAGGAGCUCGACCAGACCACUCCGCAGUACAUGGAGAACAUGGAGCAGGUGUUCGAGCAGUGCCAGCAGUUUGAAGAGAAGCGCCUGCGCUUCUUCCGGGAGGUUCUGCUGGAGGUUCAGAAGCAUCUCGACCUGUCAAACGUGGCUGGCUACAAAACCAUUUACCGAGACCUGGAGCAGAGCAUCAAAGCAGCUGAUACGGUGGAGGACCUAAGGUGGUUCCGAGCCAAUCAUGGGCCGGGCAUGGCCAUGAACUGGCCACAGUUCGAGGAUGAAGAGUGGUCUGCAGACCUGAACCGGACUCUCAGCCGGAGAGAGAAGAAGAAGACAACUGAUGGGGUCACGCUGACUGGCAUCAACCAGACAGGCGACCAGUCUGCGCAGAACAAGCCUGGCAGCAACCUUAGUGUCCAGAGCAACCCCGCCCAGUCCACGCAGUCACAGUCUAACUACAACCCCUUUGAGGACGAGGACGACACAGGCAGUACCGUCAGCGAGAAGGAGGACAUUAAGCCCAAAAAUGUGAGCAGCAGUGAGAAGAACCAGAGCUAUCCCACCGAGUGGUCUGACGAUGAGUCUAACAACCCCUUCUCCUCCACGGAUGCCAACGGGGACUCUAACCCCUUCGACGAGGACACUACCUCAGGAACAGAAGUGCGAGUCCGGGCCCUCUAUGACUAUGAGGGCCAGGAGCAUGAUGAGCUCAGCUUCAAGGCUGGAGAUGAGCUGACCAAGAUAGAGGACGAGGAUGAGCAAGGCUGGUGUAAGGGGCGCUUGGACAGCGGGCAGGUUGGCCUGUACCCAGCCAACUACGUCGAGGCUAUCCAGUGACAGGCCACGGGUGAGCUGGCGGAGAGAUGGAAGUGGCCACUUCAGGAGCUCCGUUAGCCUCUGCCCAGGCAGAGACACCUCUAGCACCCCAGCAGCCAUUUAGGCUUCCACUCCACCUGCAAAAGAUGAUGGUUCCAUUGCUCUUGGCUUCCUGGUGUCCUUUGAAAGCAAAUGAGCUGGUCAUUUUGCUGGGGACUUGGCCCUUUUCCAAGUGCAUCUGGGCAGGUGUAGGCUCAGGAAGAUGUGGUCCACCAGCAAGAGCCGGCCCCUCCCAGUCCCCACUAGCUCUGUGUAUCAUGGAUCUCUAGCUUGACCUUGUCUCUUCCGAGUCACAGUGGGUCACAGUGAUUAUUUUCUCAUCUAAGUCCCAUACCUGCAAGUUCAAUGAACAAGCUUACAUGCCAUCUUCUGACUAAAGAGUUUGAGGUUUUUAAUUUAAAGGCAGUGUACAGUGAUAUUUUUUUAUAUGCUCUUCCAUUCACUUGUAUGUAAAUCAUGGCCCAGAUUGAUCUGUGCUCUUGUCCAGGACACGCUUUCUUCAUCAACACAUCGUGCUGCUCAUCAGCCCCACCUGCUGGGCCAGAUGCCAGGCUUGCAGCUCUGCUCAGAGAUGUCCAGAGGGCAGUGACCCAGUGAGAGACCCAGCUGAAAGGUGGGGGCUGCUGCAGUGGGGGUUCCAUGGUGAAUGCAAGCUGCACAGAUAACCUCAUACAGUACACCCCAAUGUCGCCACAUUUGAAAAUUUUUUUUCACUCUGUUCUUGCUUUAAAACUGCACUCUUUCGCAAAUUAAUGAUUUAAUUAGUGAUUUGGAAAGUCAUAAAGUUAGAACUAACUUCAAGCAGAUGCAUCUGUAGAUUAAGAUGCUUUAUAUUAGACUGUCAGUCUUGAUGUAUAUCUGUAUAUAUUAUUUGAUAUUCAGAGAAUCUACAUGAGCUUUAAUGACUUCUGACAGUGGGUUUCGUUUGUAACCCUCUCGAAGCCUAUGGUGUUGAGGCACACUGCGUGCUAACUGGGCUUCUUCCCAGCUCAGGCAUAGCUCCGGCCUCAGAGUGGCAGUGGCUGGGAGAAGACUCAUCCUCACUGGUCUGCCUGGGCUCCACCUCCUGAUUCGUCCUAGUCCCAGUUUCACGGCAUAACACCGUGAAAGUGCCCAGGAUUGGCAGUGGUCACAUGCCUCUCAGUCACUCGUGUUACUGAUGAGCAAGUGCAAGCCGGCACAAGUCCCUCUGAGUGCCCGUGGUCACCAGGAUGCAGUGGAAGUGUUCUGAAGUCCCAUGGGACAGGCACCAGGAGGGCCUUUAUGUUGUGAGCUCAGAUGGCGGUGCCGUGGCACUCAUGUGUCUCCUCGGUGUUGGCAGUGAGUGACCUGCUUGGGAAAUGGUUGUGUCUGUAUGUAUCAUGACAACUUCUCAGCAGAAAUCCUUGUUCCUAUGCCACAGGUUGACCAAAAACUGUUGUCUUUUAAGUUUAGGAAUUCCUUUAAAUGUAUAGUAUUUUAGAACAAAAAUCAAUAAAUCAUUGAUCUUGUGCAUAUAAAAAAGC